AUGCGGCAAGCGCUAUGUACUGUUGUUGUUUGCAUUUGUUCGUGCUCUUUGAUCGCUGUUCAAGCUGAACGAGUUCAGUGUGGUGGAGUAAUAUCUGCAGAAACAAGACGAUAUAUAAAUGCAUACGUUUGUCCAACAAAACAUCAUCGUGAAAAAGAGAAUCGAUGCUGUAAUCCGCCUGAGUUUAAUUGUUGUCGUGAACCGACAAUUCUCGAGAAUUAG
Loa loa (African eye worm) is the source of this 222-nucleotide messenger RNA. RefSeq lists its product as hypothetical. The coding region runs from base 1 to 222 and encodes 73 amino acids. The transcript has 2 exons. Lineage: Eukaryota; Metazoa; Nematoda; Chromadorea; Rhabditida; Onchocercidae. The record is from RefSeq and is a predicted model, not a curated record.